Molecule: messenger RNA, 1062 nt
Organism: Arachis ipaensis
Lineage: Eukaryota; Viridiplantae; Streptophyta; Magnoliopsida; Fabales; Fabaceae
Product: zinc finger BED domain-containing protein RICESLEEPER 2-like
Molecular function (GO): protein dimerization activity; DNA binding
Source: RefSeq, a predicted model, not a curated record
AUGAAAGUUUUGUUGGAGUCGAACUUAGAUAGAAAAUUAUCAACUAUUACAUUGGAUAAUUGUUCUACAAAUGAUGCUAUGAUUGAUGUGUUGUUGGGACGUCUAGACUCAAAUUAUUUGUUGCUAGUGGAAACUGAAUGGUUGUACAGAGAUAUCUUUGCUCGACUAAAACAAGAAGACUCCAAUUAUAAAAGUGUGCCAAGUAAUGAGGAAUGGGAACUUGCAAAAGAAAUUUGUGGUAAACUAAAACUUUUUUAUGAUGUGACUCAGUUAUUUUCUGGAACUCAAGUUCCAACUGCCAACAUUUACUUUAAUAAAGUAUGUGAUAUACAUGUUGGAUUGGGAAAAUGGGCUGUUUCUCCUAACCCAGUUAUUAGUAGCAUGACAUAUAUGAUGAAGAGAAAGUUCGAUAAGUAUUGGAAAGAAAUUCAUGGCAUUAUGGGUGUUGCUGCAAUUCUAGAUCCUAGGUAUAAACUUAAUGGGCUUGAAUAUAAGUUUGCUAGGGAAUGUGAAGAUCCUAAUGAAUGCACAAGGAAAGUUGAGAGAAUCAAACAUGCAUGUUAUGAGUUACUUCAUGAAUAUCAAAAGAAUACAUCUAAUUUAAGCAAUAUGUUAGUAAAAUCUACACAAGAGGUUAGGGUUAAUGCAUAUGAAUAUGAUGAUGUUGGUUAUCAAUUGUAUAUUAGACAAAAGAAGAAGGAAAAAUGUUCAUUUGUGAAGACAAAAUUUGAUCACUAUGUAGAGGAAGAUGUUCAUCCUCUAACUCCUGAUUUUGAUAUAUUAGCUUGGUGGAAGAUAAAUGGAGUUAGAUUUCCAACUCUUCAAAAAAUUGCAAGAGACAUAUUUGCCAUUCCUGUGUCUAGUAUUGCUUCUGAGUCUUCUUUUAGCACAAUUGGCCGUAUAAUUGCUACUCAUCGUGGUAGUCUUCAUGAAGAUACGAUAGAAGCUCUUAUGUGCAAUCAAAAUUGGUUGUGGGCAGAAUAUUAUAAAAGAGGUGGAAAACCUGAUUAUCAAACUGCAAAUGAAGAUGAUGAUGCAUUUUCUGAACUGACAGAAGAAUAA